Penicillium concentricum is the source of this 297-nucleotide messenger RNA. RefSeq lists its product as uncharacterized. Lineage: Eukaryota; Fungi; Ascomycota; Eurotiomycetes; Eurotiales; Aspergillaceae. The transcript has a single exon. The record is from RefSeq and is a predicted model, not a curated record. The coding region runs from base 1 to 297 and encodes 98 amino acids.
AUGCGUCUUGAAACACCUUUCAUCCUUGGACUAGCCAAAUCAGCAUCUGCUCUGUGGUUAGUCACUUACUACACCACAACCGAUUGUUCAGGCGCGGGAAAAAAGGUUGGAGGUUUCGAAGCCGGGUGCUGUACUCUGGAAAACGACACAGAAUCAGACAUGGUCUCUAAAGACAGUGGCAAGAACAUUUCCUUGAGUACCGGUAGCACCUACAUCCCUCGUUACGAGGAUUCCAUUCUAAGCGGAGUGAUCGACCGCUGUCUCAAUGCCGCUAUUCGUUCCUUUCUAUCAUAUUAA